AUGGAAACCUCGACUACAACUUCAAAUACGACCACCCAGGUCUUUGUUGAAGAAUCGGACUACCCGUCAGACCCUCCCAUGUCGAUAGCCCAACAUGACAUACUCCAGAUAACUCUCAGCGGGCAGGGACUUGUGCUGACUAUUCUUGCUCUCAUCAUCGGCAUUCAUAUUCUGCAACCAUCGCUCACCUGCAUCUUACUUGUCCUGGCUCCGGUGCCUUGGAUCAUCCAUAAUGACUACUCGAACUUCCUCAGUCUUGGACCCGGAGGGACUCCUUCCACCUUCCUCGGAUACCUCAAAAUCACAUACCUUCGUCUCUUUGCCCUGUCGGAUCCCUACACCCCAGCAAGAUUUUCCGAGAAGAUUUAUCCUGCGACUGGUUAUUACGAACGAACACAAUCGUGGAUCCCCGAACGCACCGGUCCCCGUCCGAAGGUUGCGGGCAUUGCUCCUCAUCGUCAACUUGAUCAAACUGGUUGCACCAAGAUGAACCAACUGCUCCGAACCAGCCUUCAAAAUCUUGCCAUCAAGCACCCCGACACCUUGAAAAUCGGAACCUCCUGCUUCGAAAAGAAAGGAUUGGCUCUUUUCGCCCGAGAUCCAAUCAAUGUCACCUGCCGUGGAGAGAUCUGUCACAUCCAUUACAGUGACCUGAGUAUGCACAUGAACCUCCACCCAGAUGAUGCCAAGGUCGUUCUCGAGAAAGGAUGGGGCGAGCGACACCCCCUAGCCCGUGGCGGUUGGUUGAAAGCUUACGUGCCCCAGGAGUUCAUCAUGGUUUAUGCCCCCCGAAAUCGCACUGAGCUGGAAGUGGUAUGCCGGGUUAUCGAAGCUGCUUGCUUCUGGGUGGGUGGCGAAUGCUUCGAUCUGAAGGUUGAAGGCACGCUUCUCGGGGAACGGGAGGCUGAAGCUGGGACAGAUUUUCAAGUGAAGACUUGCGAUGCAUGA
Drepanopeziza brunnea f. sp. 'multigermtubi' MB_m1 is the source of this 948-nucleotide messenger RNA. RefSeq lists its product as uncharacterized. The record is from RefSeq and is a predicted model, not a curated record. Lineage: Eukaryota; Fungi; Ascomycota; Leotiomycetes; Helotiales; Drepanopezizaceae.